GUGGGGGGAGGCAAAGUGUGCUUGCUGCUGCUGCUGCUGGGUUGGUUGACUCCCCUCUCUCUCUCCCCUUACUCUCCCCUCUGUAUGUGGCCGUGUGUCGUUGUUACAACGCUCCGGUAGUACCCGAGGAGUCCCUCCUCAUCCUCCUCCUCCUUCCCCACGCCCCGAGAAGUAAAAAGCGGCACACGGCGCAGCGUUUGUCGCCCUGGCCGACUCCGUGCAAGGAAACCUUGGCGAUGCGGCAUCAGAGACGAUUCAUUUUGUAACGAAAAGUGUGCGUGUGCAUGUGUGUGUGUGUGCUUCAUCCGCUGGCCGGAGGAAGGUUGUUGUUGUCGUCGUGUGUGUGUGUGAAAGUAAACAAGCCGUGUGUGGUAGAUACGUUGCGUUGGUACGUAUCCACUUACCGGUUGCAUUAAUGACUCGUUCUGGGCUGUAGGCACCGGAUCGUAGUAAAUAGUCAACGCGAAACUGCGUCUGCAAGCGUUAGUCAUUAAUCGUUGUGUGUUUUUUUAAACUUUACUUUACAACAAGGCGAUAUAUAUCGCCCCCUGGCACACAGAGAGAGAGAGAUUUUUUUGUUGUUUGUUGAGCAAGCCAUCGUUUGGGAGUUUGUGGAUAUAUCGGUGAAGUUUGAAAUAAAACAACGACGACAAAACAUUUAUCCUUAGCCAAGUUUUGAUUAUUAUUAUUAUUUUUCUGAACAAGGGACAUCCUCAAUUUGCGCCUUGCAGGAUAAGGAGUCGACAGUUGUCUUCAUUUAGUCCACUAGGACUCGUGACAGAAUCCACGAGCGAAGUGUACCAUGAUUUGAUAGAGAAAGCUGCUGCUGCCGACUUCAUCUGCUAUUCAGUCACGGGACCUCAAAGGCCUUUUCUCCUCGAGUCCCACUCGUGCCAGUUAAAACCCUCGCGAGCAUCAACGGUGUCGCAGCCCCCGCGGUGGCCGUGUCGUGUUAACCGCUCGGCGCCUCCCAUCGUCACCGUCGUGCGUCCGUGCAAUCGCGAGCGGUGCCUCCGCCAGGCCCCGCACGGCAAGCCGCAAGCAUGCUGCAGCAAAUCCUACGCGACAUGUUUAUCGAGCCGGAGCUGCUCUCCGAGCUCAAUGAUGACCAGAAGCAGAUCCUCUUCUUCAAGAUGCGCGAGGAGCAGGUCCGGCGGUGGAAAGAGCGCGAGGAGCAGAUCGAGAAGGAGCAGAAAACGCAGCAGAAGAAGCCCAACUCGAACAAGCGAGAUCACAGCAAGACGGUGCAUUGGCAGAUGAGGUCGGAUGGUGAAGUAUGGGUGUGCGUCAUGGGCGAAGAUCCCGCGCUCAACCGCUUCUCCCGAAACGACAUCCAGCGGAAGUCUGGGGAGGUCAACAAAAACGAGCGCUUCAAGGAGGCGAACCUGAAGGAUCGUCCGCAGAAGCUCACAGCCGAAAUGCAGCGGGAACUGCAACAGGACGUCCAGAGCAGCGAGCCGGAGGUACAGAGGCCGACGAGCGUCGGGGAGGAGAAAAGUAUUUCGGAAGAGAAACCGCAGACCCAGGCAGCAGAGGAGCGACACGUGCCCAAGGAAGUCCGCCAAGAGAAGCCAGUGGCUCUGCCACAGCAGCCACAAGUGCAGCAGGAGCCUGCAGACCCACGCAGGAUCCUGGGGAAGAUGUGCGCCGAGUCUGACCGCAGGAAGCAGUGGAUGAAGGCCUCGCACGAACGGCAGGAAGCUGAGAAGAAGGAGCAGGAGGAGGACGACGACUCGGAGAGCAUCUACGCAAACUUCCAGCAGUCCAACUAUGACGCCGAGGAAAUGGCGUGGCAGGAGGCCCUGAAGAAGGCGAAGGCGGCGGAUGAGGCGCGGCGCCAGCUCGUGCUGCGCACGCGGGAGGAGUAUAAGCGCCAGUCGAUCCGCGCCAUCGAGAAGGGCUCCGUGGCGUCGCUCACCAACCGCUUCGUGGGCAUAGACGUGCAGGACUGCCACGGUGGGGGAGGCGCGAGGCCCGGACCCAAGCCCGUGCCUCCGCCCAGACCCACCAAGCUGCUUCCUGGCAAGAAGCCGGAGCUGGCGUGCCCGACGUCACGUCAGGCCAUUGUGACGUGGUUCCGUGAGCGCGAGAUCCCGCGCCGGGCCUGCUUCAGGGGAAACACGGAUACCGUCGCUCCCUGGUUCCACGGCAUCAUCUCGCGCGAGGAUGCGGAGGAGCUGCUGUCGGGAACGGCGGAGGGUACGUUCCUGCUGCGUGUGAGCGAGCGCGUCUGGGGCUACGCGCUCUCCUACCGCAUGGCACGCUCCACCAAGCACUUCCUGGUGGACGCGGCGGGCGACUCCUACAGCUUCUUCGGCGUCGACCAGAUGAAGCACGCCUCCCUGCCCGAGUUGGUCAACUUCCACACGGUGGAGCCAGUCACGGUGAUCGGCGGGGAGAUAUUGAAAACACCGUGCGGGCAGCCGAAGGGGAAGUUGCCUGACUACGGAAAUCUCUUCAGCUGAGUCGUUACGAGACGGCAGUACCUCUAAUAGCCUCCGUUACUCCGUACGCUUGUCAAAUGUGGCACGGUCCUCUCUCACCCCACUUACACACCAUUGAGUUCCGUCACCCACUCUCAUUUUAAACUUGCACGUCUGUGACCAUAGCCAGAAAACCCAAUUCUCACCUGGGUGACUCGAUGCCAGCUGUCAAGAUGGACAUUGAAAAAUUAAAGCAGGUGUGUCGCGAUGGCUGUGCCCAGACUAAUGAGGGCGGGGCCUCUGGUGUCAUCGUAGCCUAUCUCUGGCCAUGCAUACACCUGUCCACCGUGCAGCACAUUAGCUAAGCUUCAGAACAAAGAACAGCUCGUGGGGCUGUUCGCAGUACUGCAUUAGGAUGUGAUGUAGGUUCGUCUUCUUGUAUUCCUUUGGAAAGGAGCCUUAAUGUGCCACUGAAAAAAAAAUAUAAUAUACUGUAUACGUGUAUGUAAGCUAGUAUUGUACUUGAAUUGAAAUAUGCAGCAAUAUAAUUAAAAUGUCAUCAAUAAAAUGGGCAAAAAUAUGAUUAAACGUUAGCUGCCAAUGUAGGAAAUAUACCACAACUGUAAAGACAUUGCAAGAGAAAUGUAAACAUAUUGGGCCAACUUGCCAUCGUGCCUGAUUUUGGACCUAAAAAGUACAAAAUUCCCAAAAGAGUGCUGCUUUUUAACCCAAAAUGGAAUGUUUUUUUUCUUACGCCAUGCAACUGGAUGGGAAUGUCUCCCAUGAACCUCUGUGCGAACGAAAAAUAGUUUUGCCAAAGGCAUUAUUUCAAACCGGUCCUCAGGGACCAUGCAGUAUGUUCAUUGUACUCGUCUGACAUAUUUUGUUCUGAAUAUGUGUAAAUGUUUUCAUUCGUAAUUAGAAAUAUUGGCUUUUGUUUUUACACAAACAGAAUGUCAUAUUUUAACCACCCGUUUUACACAGCAAGUAGCUCAAUGGCUUUUAUGGAUAAACUGUGUGAAAAUCCCAAGCUUAACUGUACGGUACAGCUUCACAUAUCCGACUCGCUUGGGCCUGAGAGUAUGGGCAGAUCUGUAGAAUGCUUGGUUAUAUGAACAUCAUCUAAAGGAAAAGUCAGUUACACCAUGCACAAAUAUGUUACUGAAGAAAAUUAAGCGGAAACUGCUUUAAGCACACGGACAUGCGUCACUGUACUAUAGAAGCAAGCAAAUGUGCUCGGGAUUAAUUACACAUCACUCUGCGUGAAAAUAUCGUAAUUGUUAACAUCUAUAGAAAAUUACUGUUACACCACGUACACAAAUACUGCACUGGAUGUGGGAUAUUAUUUGGUCAGGGCGGAUAUGUGAUGCUGUACUGUACACGAGUCCGGCCGAGAAAAUAUUUUCUAGAUGUGCACUAUCCCAUCGGUGGAUUAAGUUUAGGAAUAUUUUUAAAAUGGGAAAGUUGAAACAAUGUGGCAUGGUUUUCUGUUUGUUAAUCUCCCCCACCUCUGUCCACCCAGAAAUAUAAACGGGAACACCACAGUUGGCCGAUGGACAGGUUUACGUGUGGUGGAGCAAAGUAUGGCUAUCCCUACCUCUUCCAAGAUGUCUGGCCUGUGAGAGUAGGCCAAAUACACUUCCAGAAGGGCUCUCUAGAACUUUCUCUCGUAGAGGCCCCUCCCGUAAGCAGUGCCGUAAAGGAAACAAUUGCAGCGCUGCACCUUUAUAUUUACCUUUUAUUCUUGUAUUAGGCACUAGUCGAACAUUGGCAACAUUCAUGAUCAAAUACAAGUGGUGCAUCAAAAUGUGUUUUCCUAACACCAUAAGAUGAAUUGGUACCUGUAGUAAUUGUACGAAACAUCUGGUUUCCAAAGAGCAAAAUCAGUAUCUCUAUGAGCUAAAGCAUAUUUAACAGUAAGAUUAUUGAGAAAACAUGUGCUUUGUAUCCAAUGUUAAUUAUCUGCGAAUGUAUCAUCAGUGAAAUUUGCAUGAGUUGUCUCCUAUUAUCAGGUUGCUGUUUUUCCAAGAAAACUUGUCAAAUCAUCACCACCUCCAUAGGAAUUACUUAUUAAUUGAUCAUGCUGCCACCAUCAAACCCACUCCCGACAUUAGUCUCUAAAUGAAAUCCGGCUGUUUGUAAGAAAAUAAGCCUUAAAUGUGGCUGCCCUCGUGUGUACUUGAGAACAUAUCGUCCGGAGGGCGAUUUGGGUUUACAUUUAGAGUGAUGAGCACAGUGUCUCAGUCCUGUAUCUUGGGAACUGAUCUUGCCAUUGUGUGAUGAUGAUAACAUGCAUGCAAGUGCCUUGUUCGCCAUUGUUGAGUGGAUUAACAUAUUUUGGUUAUAAUUUUUUUACCUUUCAUCAACAGGUGUAAUUAAGUGAUUAAAUGUCAGUUGAACAAAUACACAAGGAUGUGCCAUUGUUAACUUAUUUUUGAAAAGUAAGUGCACAUUAUUGUUUUUAAUCUACUUUUUUAAUUUUCUCUUUUUGAACUAUAUUGUAGUACUGCCGAGAUGUUGGUUUUUUAAAGCCAGAUAUUUACAUUGCAAGAUUCAAGAUAAAAUUGUCUUUUUGUUCUGAUUAGCCAUGACCACUGAAGUGACCAAAAUGCAUUGAUAAAGGUCCCAAGGGAACCAAUAUGGCAUGAAGAAAAUUCAGGACUGGAAUUGUUUAGUUUGCUUCCGACAGAUGCUUAUUUUCUGAAACGUGAUCUUACGUGUACUUUGUAUUCUUAACGUCCUUAUUCCUUGGAUGUUUUGAUUCGUUAAAAUGACAAAAAAACAACGCCGACAGACUAAAAAUGAAAAAAAAAACACGUGUUUGCUUGAGUAACUUCCAGAUGUUGUUCUGUUGUGUACGACAUUUUGACAUCACUUCCGGUGUAGAAAAUUAAGUUCCAGUCUGUUUGUUACUAAAACUUUACUUGAGCAAAAUUAUUAUGCAUCACUAUUGUGCAAUGUCAGCUGCAACCCUUGUAGGAUUUUAUUAGAAAUAAUGUCUGUUUAGCAUAUUUACAGAACUAUAUACUAUUUAAUAUGAAUUGCAUCUGAAAUUACAGACUUUUCUCUGAAAAUCGUUGUCAUUAACAUUUCUCCUUUGUGGAGAAUUAAAAAAAAAGUAUCAAAAGUUUUGACACUGCAUAGUCUUUGAAAUGUUCUUAAUUGUCGUCUGGCUAACUAUCGCUCGAGAUAUUUGGUUCACAACUUGUACAGUUUGUAUGCAUCAAGGGAAAUAUCCAACUUUAAUUUCUGUUGUGUGAAACUGCUUUUGGAAGAAAUAAAAAAAAUAUUGUGGCUCGUGUAAAUAAAAUAAAAAUUGCACCCAUUCCAAGACUGGCGCUGUCGCAGCUUGGAGGGGUCCAAUUUCCGCGAUUUUCGAAAAAAGGGUCUGUGCCGUGUUCCCUUUUGUUUUUUUUAUUAUUUGAUUUAAUAAAGAUAUGGACUUUUG
Molecule: messenger RNA, 5871 nt
Organism: Petromyzon marinus (sea lamprey)
Lineage: Eukaryota; Metazoa; Chordata; Hyperoartia; Petromyzontiformes; Petromyzontidae
Product: SH2 domain-containing protein 4B-like
Cellular component (GO): cytoplasm
Source: RefSeq, a predicted model, not a curated record